AUGCAGUUCUCGCGGUUUAUUCCCCGGUCAGGAACCCCUACUCUCCCUCCAUAUGGGGCUCAUGAUGCUCCGUCUUCAGGACAGGAAUCUCGCGGUGCUGCCCCCCCUGAUGCCAUCACACCAUACCUGGGCCUUAGAGCUCGACUCUCGCAAGUCUGGAUCAACAAAUGGACGGUUCUCAUUCUCCUUGUGCUAGUCAGGCUGCUUAUUGCAGUCGGUUCGCUGGAUCACAACAUGGCUUCUGCGGAGCGAGAAGCUCUAUCUGCCUGCACUAGCGUGGAAUCUAUGGGCAGCGCCAUGGCUUCAAUGCCUCACUACAUGUCUAAAGGCGUUAACGAGCUCACUGCCUCAGGAGUUGAGAAGGCGGUUAACGGACUGAUGUCGAUGCUGUCCCUCGUUGUCACUGGUGUGGAAGAAAUUGUUCUCUUUAUCAUUCACGUCUUGACCAGUACAUACCUCUGCCUUAUAACUCUCGUUGUUCGCGGCAGUUUACAUGUCGCCUUGAAAGUUAUCGAGGAUACAACAGAGUUUCUGAACAAGACCCUACAUGAUAUUGGAUCCGGUAUCAGCAAGGGCGUCGAUGGGUUCCAAAAAGAUGUGAAUGAAUUCAUAAAGGGAAUCAACACGGUUACAAGUAUCUUUGGCGAUAACAAUAAAAUUCCUUCGCUAGACAUUUCCGGUGAAAUCAACAAGUUGAACGAUCUGAAACUGCCAUCUUCCAUCAACGACGGGCUAGACAAAAUCAACUCCUCAAUUCCUACAUUUGACGAGGUCCAAGAUAUGGCUGAUACCGUCAUUCGAAAGCCAUUCCAACUAGUGAAGAAACUUAUCAACGAAACUGUCGUUGACUACCAUUUCGAUCGCACACUUUUCCCGGUUCCUGAAAGGGAAGUGCUUAAUUUCUGCACCAACGAUAACGGUAUUAGCAAUUUUUUCGAUGGCCUGAGGGUGGUCAUUAGCACCGCACAAAAAAUUUUCAUUGGCGUUCUUGUUGUUGCUGCAAUUGCCGCUUGCGCUCCGAUGACAUGGAGAGAAAUCCGCCGAUAUCGACGGAUGAAGGAACGUUCCCUUUUAGUACGAAAAGACGCCCAUGACCCAAUGGAUGUGGUUUAUAUUAUCUCCCGCCCCUACACAUCUACUGGUGGACUGAAGAUAUCAAGCUGGUUCCAGUCUGGUCGCAAACAGGUUCUCGUCCGAUGGAUGGUUGCAUAUGUGACAUCUCCCCCAGCUCUUUUCCUUCUCUCUCUUGGAAUUGCUGGUCUCUUCGCCUGCCUUUGUCAAUACCUUCUCCUCCAAGCGGUUAAGAAGGAGGUUCCCGCACUUACAGGCCAAGUCAGCCAGUUUGCUGACCAAGUGGUUCAUUCGCUCAACAAUGCAUCUAAACAAUGGGCAGUCGGUACCAACGGAGCCAUCGACCAUAUGAACAAUGAUAUCAACCAAAAGGUCCUGGGAUGGGUCAACCAGACCACAGGCCCUGUAAACGAGACACUCAAUGUCUUCGUUGAGAAGACUAGCGAUGCACUCGAUAAAGCCUUUGGUGGUACAAUCCUCCACGACCCAAUUCAAGACGUGCUCCACUGUCUUAUCGGACUUAAGAUCGAAGGCAUACAGAAAGCCCUUACCUGGGUCUCUAAUCAUGCCCAUGUUGACUUUCCCCACGUUCGUGAAGACAUGUUUUCGCUUGGCGCUAUCGAGAGCAUCUCCAAUGACAAUGCAACAAACCCAGAUAGCUUCCUCGCAAAUCCUGGAGACAAAACUGCUGAUAAGAUUAGCUCCGCCGUCAUCCGUGUCACUGACGCCGUGGAGUCAGGGAUUAAAACAGAAGCACUCAUAUCCACUGCUCUCAUUUGUCUUUGGCUAUUCCUCCUAUUAAUUGCCUUCAUUCGUGUACUGACUCUGGCCUGGCGUCGAGAUAGAGUACGUGGUGAUGGUGGUAUUGAUGCAACAUACCACCCUCCCGCCAUCGGUACUCGUGCUGUUCCAAAUAUCGAACUAAACAAUUUCCAUGACGUUCCACUAAAUAGUCCUGCAAUUGGAGGUGCGGGUACAGGCAUGGCUCUCGGUGCUGCUCCUAAGUACAGUGCCACACCAAAUGCCACUGGAACCAUAUACCCAACGACAACGAGCAAUGAGGAAGAUUACCAGGCUCAGAAGCUUGGGUAUGCAGGCCAAAGAGAUUAUGAAAUGGCUUUGCAGAAAGACAUGAGGACAAGCAGCUAUGGCCAAGUUGAAUAUGGGACCGAUGUGAAACAUGGUUAA
Molecule: messenger RNA, 2259 nt
Organism: Microsporum canis CBS 113480
Lineage: Eukaryota; Fungi; Ascomycota; Eurotiomycetes; Onygenales; Arthrodermataceae
Exons: 1
Coding region: 1-2259 (752 amino acids)
Cellular component (GO): mating projection tip
Source: RefSeq, a predicted model, not a curated record